AUGGCCUGUGGCGUGAUGAACUCAAAAGAACCGAUGGAUGCCACUAAGAAUAAGCAUAGCCAUUCCCUACCCACUCCGAAGAGCCGCCGUGCCUGGUCCAAACUGGAAAUCACACCCAAUCUUGCUGGUGCACGGGGCAGACCAGGCCCGAUCGGUCUGCGUCAAGCUUUCAAGGGAGCCGAGGAUCGACACCGCCAGAAGGGGGCAUCGAAUGCGCAUGGGCGAUAG
Penicillium lagena is the source of this 228-nucleotide messenger RNA. RefSeq lists its product as uncharacterized. The record is from RefSeq and is a predicted model, not a curated record. The transcript has a single exon. Bases 1 to 228 code for a protein of 75 amino acids. NCBI's taxonomy places the organism in Eukaryota, Fungi, Ascomycota, Eurotiomycetes, Eurotiales, Aspergillaceae.